AUGGAUUUUAACAGCCUCAAGGACUCGGUGUCCAGCCUGACGUUGUAUGACCUCAAAGCUGGUGUUCGCAAGGUGCAGAAUGCUGUGAUGAACUACACCGAGAUGGAAGCCAAGGUGCGCGAGGCGACCAACAACGAGCCAUGGGGCGCCUCAUCGACGCUGAUGCAGGAGAUUGCCAACGGCACCUUCAACUAUCAAACGCUCAACGAGAUCAUGCCGAUGAUCUACCGCCGGUUCACCGAGAAGGCGGCUGAAGAGUGGCGGCAAAUAUACAAGGCACUACAGCUGCUCGAGUUUUUGAUCAAGCACGGCUCAGAGCGGGUGAUCGACGACGCCCGCUCGCACCUGACGCUGCUCAAGAUGCUCCGCCAAUUCCACUUUAUCGAUCCGAACGGCAAGGACCAGGGCAUCAACGUCCGCAACCGGGCCAAGGAGCUGGCAGACCUGCUAAGCGACGUGGACCGCAUCCGAUCUGAGCGCAAGAAGGCCCGGGCCAACAAGGCCAAGUUCACGGGCGUCGAGGGGGGUGGCGGCGGCAGCAUCGGCGGCGGCAGCAGCGGCCGGUACAGCGGCUUUGGCAGCGAGUCGGGCGGCUACGGCGGCUACUCGGGCGGCGUAUACGGUGACGGCGGCGUGUACGGUGGCCGGACGAAUGAGUACAGCGAAUACGGCGGCGGUGGCAGCAGCGGUGGUGGUGGCGGUGCCGGCGGCAGCUCACGCUCAGAACAGUUUGAGGAGUACGACGAAUAUGACGAAGGCGAGCGGCCGGCACGCUCGCAAACAUCUUCAGCAGGCGCACGCGCUGGCGUUAAGCGGACGACAGGCGGUGGUGGCAGCAUCAGCAUGACUAGCAAACGAGCAGAGCAGGCGGCGCCGCCGGCACCGCCAAAGAAGAAGGAGCCUGAGGUCGACCUGUUCUCCUUUGACGAGCCGGCGGCGUCGAGCGGUGGUGGUGGUGCCCUGGAAGCACCGGCUUUGGCCGCGGGUAGCGGCGGCGAUGACGAUGAUGACGACUUUGCCGACUUCCAGGAGGCCACGGCGUUGCCGGCGGCUCCGACAAACGCCCUGGCUGGCUUGUCUCUGUCCAGCGCAUACGGCGCUCAGUUUGCGGCCCCGCAGCCGGUGUCAGCACCCAAGCAGGCCGACCUGGCCGGCAUGGUUGGGCUCUCGUCCAUCUCGCCACCGCCAGCCUCGACCUCGACGCCCGGUGGUGCGCCCAACUACUCAGCUUUCCACGCGCCUCCGCCCGUGGCUGCAGCUGCUGCUCCUGCUGUGGCUCCCCAGGCGGCCGGCUUUCGGCCCGCGCAGCCAAACUACUUCCAGUCGGUGCAGGUGCAGGCGCCUUCGUCGACGUCGGCGAUGCAGACGACGUCUGUGUUCCCGCAGUCGCAGUCGCAGCAUCGGCACGCGUCCAGCACGAGCGGGGCGGCUGCCGGCAUGGCGGCACUGCGACCGGUUCUGCCGUCGGCGACGAGUAGUGGCAGUGGUGGCAGCAACAACAAAAGCGGCAGCGGCGAUGCUUUCGGCGCGCUCUGGUCGCAGGCCAGCACGACCAUCAAGAAGCCGACCACGACGGCCGGGCCAGGACCGUCGAUGGGGCAGCUGGCACAGGAGAAGAGCAACGCGGCCAUCUGGGGCACGGCUAGCACGAGCACGCCCAGCACGCCCAAGCCUGUGGCGGCGUCGAGCAGCAGCAACGGCCUGGAUGACCUGCUGGGUUGA
This is a messenger RNA of Grosmannia clavigera kw1407, 1722 nucleotides long. RefSeq names its product golgi to endosome transport protein. NCBI's taxonomy places the organism in Eukaryota, Fungi, Ascomycota, Sordariomycetes, Ophiostomatales, Ophiostomataceae. Gene Ontology annotation, biological process: endocytosis; Golgi to endosome transport. The transcript is spliced from 3 exons. The record is from RefSeq and is a predicted model, not a curated record. Bases 1 to 1722 code for a protein of 573 amino acids. Gene Ontology annotation, cellular component: clathrin vesicle coat; endosome; plasma membrane. Gene Ontology annotation, molecular function: phospholipid binding; clathrin binding.